AUGGUGUCUCUCCGUCAUGUUCCAAUUCUCGCCGCUCUGGCACUCGGCGCAUCUGCUGCGCCCUACAACACCUUCGACGGUGAAGGCUUCCCAGCAUGCAACGAUGUCGCCGCCGUCAAGUGGCCUAGCAGCGUUGACGAGAUUGUGUCUCUCGUCAAGGGCGCUGCUGCCAGUGGCACUCCCCUCCGUGCUUCUGGCAAGGGCCACAUGUGGUACGACACCAUGUGCACCGACGACCCGAGGACUGUCGUCGUCCGCACGGAGAACGUCAACGGAAUCUCAAACUUCACCCUCGAGGAAGGCGCCGAGUCCGGCUCUGUGGUCAUAGAGGCUGGUGUUACAUUCCUCCAGCUCGCAGAGUACCUCCACGACAACGGAGCAUCAAUGGGCUACACACUUGUCAACUGGAACAUCACCAUGGCUGGUGCUGUUGCCAUGGGUGGACACCGCUCCUCCCUCCGAGAGGACUCCAUGGUUACCGCCGGUGUCUUGUCCUUGGACAUUGUCAACGGCAAAGGCGAGCUCGUAACAAUUGACCGAGACCAGAACGACGAUGAUUGGCUCGCAGCGUCGACAUCGUUGGGUCUUCUCGGUGUCAUUGUCCGGAUGACUUUCAAGAUCUACCCCGACUUCAAGGUCUACGCUAUGCAGAAGACCUUGGAUGAGGAAGAAGUCUUGAACGGCGAUAUCUAUGGGUUGAUUGCGCCAUAUGCUACGGCAAACUUCUGGUGGUGGCCAUACAAGAAGAAGUUCCACCACCGCUACUACGACAAAGUGCCUACGGAGCAGAGCUCUCAAGAAGGAUUUCAGAAUACCUUCUCGCUCGACGCCAUCGAAGCUACCGCCGCGAAGGUUGUCUUGGAGAGCGGAAAGUACUUUUAUACUUCCAAUCUGCUCUUUGAGGAGAUUACUUUCAGCCAGUGGGAGAAACCAAACUUUCGGGAAAAGUCCACCAACAAGGAUAUCGAGUCCUUUCCCGUCUAUGGCUGGAACUACGACGUACUCAUUGGCGGAUUAUACCCCGACCAGAAGCCGGAGUGGGAGUGGGGCCUACAUGGCUAUACUCUCGAGCUCGCCUUCCCUAUUCCUAUGGCUAACAAGAUGCUGAAGCGCGUCCGUCAGCUAUUCGACGCCGAGAACAAGAAGCUCAUUGUAAUGUCGUCUACCUACCGUAGCGGCAUCAACAUCAAGUUUGGAAAGGCCUACGACGACUUCCUGGGCCAGGUUACUACCAACACUGCGGACGGCGCGGACUGGUCUAAGGGCGCCAUCAUGUUUGACUUCCCGUCCUUCCACCCUACUUCGGGCGACGGAAAGCGCUUCAACGAGCCAUUCUACAUCAACCUCGCAAAAACUCUCAUCAAUGAGUUCCCGUGCCGCCCGCACUGGACCAAGAACACCCGCGAAGUCUUCUCAUUGGCCAAGAAGAACAUCGACCCGGGCCACCUGUCCCGCUUCAACGCGGUCCGUCAGAAGUUUGACCCCGAGGGUAUCUUCAAGAGCCCUGUCGGCGAGGCCCUGGGCUUCUACAACUAG
Microdochium trichocladiopsis is the source of this 1536-nucleotide messenger RNA. RefSeq lists its product as uncharacterized. Lineage: Eukaryota; Fungi; Ascomycota; Sordariomycetes; Xylariales; Microdochiaceae. The record is from RefSeq and is a predicted model, not a curated record. Gene Ontology annotation, cellular component: membrane. The transcript is spliced from 4 exons. The coding region runs from base 1 to 1536 and encodes 511 amino acids. Gene Ontology annotation, molecular function: D-arabinono-1,4-lactone oxidase activity; FAD binding.